Molecule: messenger RNA, 474 nt
Organism: Durusdinium trenchii
Lineage: Eukaryota; Dinophyceae; Suessiales; Symbiodiniaceae
Source: the annotation of a GenBank genome assembly
GGCGCCACGGGCGAGAAGCGCUUCAUCGAGCCAUUGCAGGGCGUGGCGCGGUCGCCGCGCUUGUGCGCCCUGCCCGACGACAAGACGCUGGCGGACUUGUCGGAGGCACUCUUCGACACACGGUAUCUCAUUACAGAGAACUUCUGUGAAGGAGAGUUGCCCAAGAGCUCCAAAUACUAUGACUUAGGGGCUGCGAGCAACGGAGGAGCUGGUGCCAGCUGGAAAAUUGACUACGCGUCGGCCGCCAGCUUCGCGAGCAUCCCACUGUUCACGAGUUUGUACCGCGACCGUUGCGUCACCUUCGACGCCAUCUAUGCCUGGGAAGCGGAGCCAGCAGCGAAAGACUGGUGGGAGCCGGUGCCCGACGAGGAACGCGCGAAGAUUCGCUUCUACAACGCUCCGGUGGAGGAGACCGUGAAUCCAGGUAACCGGCCUUCUUGGGGACCCAGGGGUCCCAAAAGGAUUUUUCUUUAG